Pseudomyrmex gracilis is the source of this 1343-nucleotide messenger RNA. RefSeq names its product mitotic spindle assembly checkpoint protein MAD2A (gene mad2). The coding region runs from base 145 to 783 and encodes 212 amino acids. The transcript is spliced from 3 exons. The record is from RefSeq and is a predicted model, not a curated record. Gene Ontology annotation, biological process: mitotic spindle assembly checkpoint signaling. Gene Ontology annotation, cellular component: nucleoplasm; cytoplasm; kinetochore. NCBI's taxonomy places the organism in Eukaryota, Metazoa, Arthropoda, Insecta, Hymenoptera, Formicidae.
GGGCGAUUGGCUGCAGCUCCGUACGGUUGAGAGGACAGCAGCGAGAUGUAACCGCUUUCUUUUUCAAAUUCGCGAGCCGGUAUCGCGUUGCAAUACUUUAAUUGUGUAUAAACGCAAAAAAUUGUGACUUAAAUUUCUCUAAUUAUGACGGAGACGCAACAAAAAGCCAAGUGUAUCACUCUGAAAGGCUCCGCCGAACUGGUUGCCCAGUAUCUGCUUUACGGGGUUAACAGUAUAUUAUAUCAAAGAGGAGUAUACCCGCCGGAGACGUUUCAGACUUCCGAGCACUUUGGUUUAUUUAUUUUUACAUCUACGGACAAAAAGAUCACGUCCUUUCUUGAUGCCGUCCUAGAACAGGUUCAAGAGUGGCUAGUGCAACGAAAAGUGCGCAAGAUCACACUAGUCAUAACGAAUGUUAAUACAAAGGAAGUGUUGGAGAAAUGGGACUUCAAAGUUGAUUAUGAAGACAACCAGAAAACAAACGGAGUCGACAGUAGUGUCAAGGCUGAUCUGCCUCAAGUAGGAACAAAAGACAUAAAGACAAUACAAAAAGAAAUACGAGAAGUAAUGCGCCAGAUUACAGGCACGGUCAGCUUUUUACCACUUUUGGAUUGUCUGUGUUCCUUUGACAUACUCACUUACACAGAACCUGACUGUUCCAUUCCUGAUCAAUGGAAUGAGACUCAACCUGUUUUUAUUGCUAACAGUCAAGAGGUACAACUUAGAUCAUUUUCAACUUCCAUACAUAAGAUGAAUACUGUAGUUAGUUACAAAAAUACUUGAGCUAACUUGGUUGCUCUUUUAUAUGCCAUGUACUAUUUGUAAAUAUAAUUUUCAUUUCAUGGUGACUACAUAUGCAUGCGUUGACCACCAUCAGCUCCAAAGACUGCUAAGUCGUUUUGAGAAUGAUGGUUGACUCAUGUAACAAUUGUAAUUGUAAAGCCUAAAUAUAUAAUAUUAUUUUAUUGACAAAUUACAAUUAUCUUCGACAAAUUUGACAUGAAUAUAUUUUUUUAAGAAAACAAAUUAUUUUUUAAUUGUGUGUAGAGUAUUCAGAAAAAAAGAUAUUUACACAAGUGAAAUAACGUUUAAACAAUUUAAGUAUUAAAUCUUCAAUUGACUUUCAAAUAUGAAUUAAAAGUACAAUUAAUAACUCAUGUUUUAAUUACUUUUUAUAUUAUAAUAAUUUUUAUUUAAGAAAUAAGUAAUUAAAAUUGAUAAGUUUUUCUUUUUUUGGAGUACUCUAGACAGAGUUGGUAUAAGUACAGUUCUAAAGCUGCUUUUUUGUAUAAAAAAAUAAAACUAAAAAAAAAAAAUAUAUAAAACAAGUACAUAAGAAUGAA